This is a messenger RNA of Fraxinus pennsylvanica, 1368 nucleotides long. Lineage: Eukaryota; Viridiplantae; Streptophyta; Magnoliopsida; Lamiales; Oleaceae. The record is from the annotation of a GenBank genome assembly.
AUGGACAGUUUGAAUUUCUGGUUCUUUUUCUUCAUUCUAAUUCUCCCUAUUUUUGACAAUUAUUCUUCAUCUACACUCGCAUUAGUUACACUAGAAGACGAAAAUGGAAAUAACAUUGGCAAGAUUACUAGAUUAACAAAUCCUCCACCUCCAUCUCCGCCACCCUUGCCACCAUCUUCCGAAUCAAGAGCUCCGCUGUUUAAUCCUGGAGUGGCCGUAAUUGUUGGAGUUCUCACAACCAUUUUCACCAUCAUUUUUCUGUUGCUUCUAUAUGUGAAGCACUGUAAAAGGGGUAUGCAUGUCAAUCACUCCAGAGGGUACUCUCAAUCAGCAAUGGUAGCAAGGAAAAAUUCAGGAAUCGACCCGAAAGUGAUUGCAUCACUACCCAUAUUCCGGUUCAAAUCCUUGAUGGGCCAGAAGGAUGGCCUGGAAUGUGCAGUUUGCCUCAAUAGAUUCGAACCCACUGAAGUUCUCAGAUUAUUGCCAAAAUGUAAGCAUGCUUUCCAUGUUGAAUGUGUGGAUACUUGGCUUGAUGCUCAUUCUACUUGUCCACUCUGUCGUUACCAGGUCGACCAUGAAGACAUUCUUCUGGUUGAUUAUGAGAAUAAAUCUCUGUAUAAUCAUGAUCAGUCUAAUGAAAAAUCAAGCAGUGCCCUACUGUCUCCUACCCAGAAGGGGAAAGAAUUCGUUAAUCCGAGAGUUUCAGGUCGGCAUUCAUCGGCCGGUGAAAGAGGGCAGUCAUUAGAAAUUAUAAUCGAAAACCCCGGUAAGGAUUCCAGCAGAAGAUCACUGGAUAGCUGGAAAAUUGGGUCCAGCAGAAAAGACAGCGUAGCGGAGAAUUCCAGGCAGGAAUUGGGCAGCAAAUCAGUUGACAGUUCAAAAUCCAAGAAAAAAUUAGUUCAUGAAUCCCGAAAAGACGGGAUGCUGUUGGAAAAGCAGAAGCAGGUUGAAAAGCAUCGUCUGGACCGCAGGAUCAUAAUUACCGGGGAGGCCCCGGAAAUCAGCAGCAAUUAUCACCACGAUUACCGCUGGAGCGACGUGCAGCCACCAGAUUUACUCUUCUUGCGAUCAGAAAUGAUUCUGGGAGUGGAUGAAAGCCUCGGUUUCUCAGGGCGGCGGCUAAGCGGCAGAGAUGAAAACGAUACGGCGGAGGGAAGUAGAGGAGUAAUAAAUGGAAGAAGCGUGUCUGAAAUCACAGGAGUGAGUAGGUACAGAAGUAAUGGGAGGCAAGGGGAGGGACAGAGACAUGAGGGGGUUGUAAAGAGGUGGUUGGCUUGGAUUUCUCAAUCCCAACAGCAGAAAAAGACAACUGCACAGUCUGCCAGGCCUUCUUCUUCUUCUUCUUCUUCUACCUCCAUUGUUGUUUAG